AUGGCGCUCGGUGUUUCUGGCAUUCCCCCUCCAUCUUUCUCUGACAUCGCUCGGUUCCUCCGCGCCACCGCGCCACGCAGUUCCUGCGCCGCCGCGCCGUGUAGGUCCUCCGUGCCGCGACGCCGCGCAGCUCCAUCAUGCCGCGUCGCCGCACAGCUCCCCGCACAGUUCCUCUGCACUUCCCCGCAGCUCCCCCCAUGCCGCACAGCUCCUAAAAAUCCCCUCUUUCCCCGCGGUGACGACAGCCAGGGUUCCGGGCGACCAACCCUAGCCGAGCGAGGCGAAUCGCGAGCAGUCGUGCUCAACUUAUCACCACUGGUCGGCGCCCAGCUUCUAUCCACUGGCCGUCUCUGUCCCGUUUGCUUCUGUCCACGGCGUGCUGGCAGCGCCGUUGCUCGAGCUCGACUCCCCCACGCCGGAAGCCGCCUCACCCUCACUGUCGGAUUCCACCUAGCCCUCGCCGCCGGACACCGCGUCGCCCUCACCGCCGGGUCCCGCGUCGCCCUCUCCGCCAGUAUUGUUGUUGAGGACAGAGCAAUUGACAGAUCAAUUGUGCUUGAAAUUACAAAGCAAGCAAGCAAGGAGCCCUGCACUUCUUCUUACGAGCAGCAGCACGAGCAGGGGACCAACAACAACUUGCAGAGGAGCAGCUGAAGGAGCUCGAGCUUGAGGUCCAGGACGAGCUUGAGUGAGCUCGAGGUCCGGGCACGGCGGGAGCUCG
Molecule: messenger RNA, 721 nt
Organism: Hordeum vulgare subsp. vulgare (domesticated barley)
Lineage: Eukaryota; Viridiplantae; Streptophyta; Magnoliopsida; Poales; Poaceae
Exons: 3
Coding region: 1-654 (217 amino acids)
Source: RefSeq, a predicted model, not a curated record